AACAUUUUUACCAAGAACAGACAUUUUCCACCAUAAUCUAAAACGCCAAACUGAACCAAACGACUAAAACGACAGUGAUUGCUCAUACAUUUUGGAAAAUAAAAUUAAAUAGUUCAAGUUUCAUGCAGUUUUAAAGAUAUUAGAGCUUUCCCAAAUCUCAGUACAUAGCUGAGGUAUAUUUAUUCUUUUUGAUGGCUCCUUCCAAAGUUACAACUCUGUUGCCAGCUGCAAAUAUUAAUCGCAAGGGAAUAUUAACUCGGUCACAAAAUCAAAAUUUAAUUGCAAAUAAUUUAAUAUGUAAAGGAAAGCGUAAAGCUGAUGCAAGUCCGGGGAAGGAGCAAAUUGCCAAACGUUCUGCAUUCGGGGAUAUUACUAAUGAUGUUAAUAAUGUCCAAAUUCAUGAAAACAAGAAAGGUGUCACUAAGAAGCUGCAGAAUAAAAUUAUUACUACAUUGAAAGCAACAUCUGUUAAACAAAAUGUAGCUAAUUUAGAGAAUAUUCCUUUACAACCAACUGUAAGGUUGAACAAAAUAUUGACUAGGGCGUCUAUUAAGGACCCUUCUGUCGUUUCAACUACGGCUGUAAAGCCAAAAGAAAAUCUUAAGCCUGAUGCAGCCAAAUUAAAUAUUAGACGAAUUACAAAUGAAUUUGAAAGGACUGAAGAUAGCUUAUAUGUUUCUGCUGUUGAAGAAAUAUCAAAUGAAUCUAAGUAUUCAACACUCAAAGAAGCUGAAGAGGCCAAACCAGUGAAACAACAAUCCAGACUUUCUAUUCUUCGAGCUGGAAUUGUUCCUGAUGGUGUUCAUGAUUAUGAUAAAGAAAAUUGGCAUGAUGUUUUUCAGGUUUCAGAGUAUGCUAUGGAUAUAUUCCAAUAUUUAAGGGAUAGAGAAUCAUCUUUUGUCAUGGAUGAUUACAUGUCCAAGCAAACAUUCAUCACUCCAUGGAUGAGGUCGUUGCUUGUAGAUUGGAUGGUAGAAAUUCAAGAAAGUUUCGAAUUGAAUCAUGAAACCUUGUAUUUGGCAGUGAAACUUGUUGACUUAUAUUUGUGCAAAGUUACAGUAACAAAAGAUAAACUACAGCUUUUGGGUGCUGCAGCACUCUUCAUUGCAGCUAAAUUUGAUGAAAGAAUUCCACCACUAGUUGAGGAUUUCUUAUAUAUAUGUGAUGGCGCUUAUUUGCAGAGAGAAUUCUUACGUAUGGAGAUGAAUAUCUUGAAAAUGGUUGAUUUUAAUUUAGGAAUACCUCUUAGCUACAGAUUCUUAAGGCGUUUUGCUAGGUGUACAAAGGUUAAUAUGCCCACUCUGACUCUUGCACGUUUUAUUCUGGAAUUUUCAUUAAUGGACUAUGAUACAAUAAAAAUCAGUGAUUCAAAAUUAGCUGCCGCUGCUUUAUUUUUGGCAAUCAAAAUGAAAAAAGUUUCUGAAUGGACAAAUGUAUUAGAAUUCUAUACAGGUUAUACAGAAAAAGAAAUAUUUUCCACAGUGUGCCUUCUCAAUAAUAUCCUUAGGGUUAAACCAAAACAAGCAUUAAGCACUGUUCGAAAUAAAUAUUCUCAUAAGAUAUUCUUUGAAGUUGCCAAAACACCUUUAUUGACGAAUGAGCAAUUAUCAUCACAAGAGAAAUAAGUUUUAUAUUCUGCAAUUUUUAUUUUGUACAAACUUAGUUUUAUAGUAACAUUUUAUUUAUUAGGUUGAAAUAUUUUAUACUUGUACUUUGAUAUGCCAAU
Ctenocephalides felis (cat flea) is the source of this 1726-nucleotide messenger RNA. Its product is annotated as G2/mitotic-specific cyclin-B3-like. Lineage: Eukaryota; Metazoa; Arthropoda; Insecta; Siphonaptera; Pulicidae. The record is from RefSeq and is a predicted model, not a curated record. Gene Ontology annotation, molecular function: cyclin-dependent protein serine/threonine kinase regulator activity. The transcript is spliced from 7 exons. The coding region runs from base 192 to 1625 and encodes 477 amino acids. Gene Ontology annotation, biological process: mitotic cell cycle phase transition; regulation of cyclin-dependent protein serine/threonine kinase activity. Gene Ontology annotation, cellular component: cyclin-dependent protein kinase holoenzyme complex; cytoplasm; nucleus.